UGUUUGGCUUGGACUCGCCGCUUGGUCUCUUUCCGCCCGGAAUUGACCCGGGUAAACUCUACAAUCCGCUAAUGGAAAUGUCCGAUCCACGUGGCAUGCCCAGCGAUCAUCCGCCGCCCUUUCUGAAAGGCAAAAAAAUACCACGACCUAAGGGCCAACACUCGGCGCCACGUGGCGGUCCACCACGCUCAUGGACCAACACCGAACUCACCGAAGCACUGCAGCAUGUCUGGAACAAGAAGAUGACCACCUCGCAGGCGUCACGCAUCUUUGGCAUACCCUACAAUUCAUUGCUGAUGUAUGUGCGCGGCAAGUAUGGCAAGAGCCUAAAGCUGGAGCAGUUGCGCAAGGAUUGUAUCAGCGGUCCACCACUUGAACUGCUACAGCUUGGUCUCGGUCAUGGCACCGGUGGUAGUAAAAAGAAGGAUGAAUCACGCAAAGAGAAAGCGGCUAAUAGAAAUGCAGAAAACGCGGCAAAUAAUAACGCCGAACUUGACUUGGGCAUACCGCUGCCGGGUAUGGUGCCUGGCAACGGCCCGGGCGGUCCACGUAAUGCCAACUCUGAGCCAGAUCUGCUAGGUGGUCCCAACUCGCUGUUUGGGCCAUUCCCCGGCGCUUUCUAUCCGGACUUCCCCGGUGGCUUCCCUGGUCUACCGCUAAGCAUGCUCAACCUUCUGCCUCCGACGGAUCGUCACCAACCACAUGGCGCCGGCAUGACGGCAUUACACCAUCUCGGAAUGGACGAGGACUGCAAAUCGGAUCGCUCUAAACAAUCUUCCUCGCUGGGAGAUGAUGAUUUCGUCAGCGGCGGCAUGUUGGGCGCUGGCAUGCAACCGCUUGCGCUCAAUCGCAACGACAACGAGCGACGGUCCGCCGGUGGUGAAAUUUUGUCGGUGCCUGGUUCGGUGGGAGCGCCGCCACCGCCACCACCCCCUAUGAGCGCUGCCGUCGGUGGCGGUGCGCAACAAAAUGGCGGUAUGCAGGAUUGAAAUUUCUGGCGG
Molecule: messenger RNA, 1001 nt
Organism: Rhagoletis zephyria (snowberry fruit fly)
Lineage: Eukaryota; Metazoa; Arthropoda; Insecta; Diptera; Tephritidae
Product: protein jim lovell-like
Molecular function (GO): DNA binding
Source: RefSeq, a predicted model, not a curated record